Corylus avellana is the source of this 2071-nucleotide messenger RNA. RefSeq lists its product as uncharacterized. The record is from RefSeq and is a predicted model, not a curated record. Gene Ontology annotation, molecular function: protein binding. NCBI's taxonomy places the organism in Eukaryota, Viridiplantae, Streptophyta, Magnoliopsida, Fagales, Betulaceae.
ACCACCACCCAGCUACGCACUCUCGAUCAGGGACGAGGACAAGAACGGCAACGCGGAGAGCAAGUGCGACUUCCUAAUGCUCUAGAAAUGUCAAUCCUGGAAUUGGGUCAUUUCCCAUUGUUAAUUUACGAGGAAAAAUGCUAGAGUUUAGGUACAGGGUGUUUUGUCGUGUCACAAAAGAAAAUCUGCUGAGUGCAAACUGUAGGGUCAUCAGUGUUAGACUUCCAGUGUUGCCCAUUGUGAAUUUACCAGGAAAAGUGUUAGAUUUUGGUUAUAGGGGGUUUGCUAGUGUGACAGGCGGUGGCAUAGAUUCUGAUGCCGAAAAUGAGAGUGGGGAUGAUGAUAAUGGUGAUGGUGAUUGUACCGAAGGAGUUGGGGCUAAGUCGAAUGUGGACCCGAAUGAGGUCAGUAGGGUAUGCAAAGUGAUCGAUGAAUUGUUUGCACUGGAUAGGAACAUGGAGACGGUUCUAGAUGAAUGUGGGAUUGAUUUGUCUCAUGAUUUGGUUGUGGAUGUGUUGCAACGGUUCAAACAUGCUCGAAAACCGGCAUUUCGGUUUUUCUGUUGGGUGGGACAGAAGCCGGGGUUUGCCCAUGAUUCAAGGACGUAUAAUGUGAUGAUGAAUGUAUUAGGGAAGACGAGGCAGUUUGAGACCAUGGUGUCAAUGCUUGAAGAGAUGGGUGAGAAAGGGCUUUUGACAAUUGAGACUUUUAUGAUUGCAAUUAAAGCUUUUGCCGCUGCAAAGGAAAGGAAGAAAGCUGUUGGAACUUUUGAGCUGAUGAAGAAGUAUAAAUUUAAAGUCGGUGCCGAUACAAUUAAUUGCUUGCUUGAUACUCUUGGGAGGGCAAAGCUUGGUAAAGAAGCGCAGACACUUUUUGAGAAGUUGAAAGGUAGGUUUACACAUAAUUUGCAAACUUAUACAGUACUGCUUAAUGGUUGGUGCAGAGUAAAGAAUUUGAUGGAAGCAGGCAGGGUGUGGAAUGAGAUGAUUGAAAAGGGAUUUAAGCCUGAUAUAGUUGCACACAAUAUUAUGCUUGAAGGGUUGUUGAGGUGUAAGAAGAGGUCUGACGCCAUCAAGUUGUUUGAAGUCAUGAAGGACAAGGGUCCAUCCGCCGAUGCUAGGAGCUAUACCAUUUUGAUUCGGGAUUUAUGCAAGCAAACAAAGAUGGGAGAAGCGGUUGAAUAUUUUAAUGAAAUGAUUGAAUCUGGAUGCCAGCCAGAUGCUGUGGUUUACACAUGUUUGAUCACGGGAUUUGGGAACCAGAAGAAUAUGGACAUGGUAUUUGGAUUGCUGAAGGAGAUGAAAGAAAAGAGUUGCCCUCCUGAUGGACGCACAUACAAUGCGUUGAUUAAAUUGAUGACGAAUCGACGAAUGCCAGAUGAUGCGGUGAGGAUAUAUAAGAAGAUGAUUGAGAGUGGCAUUGAGCCAUCAAUCCACACUUAUAACAUGAUAAUGAAAUCCUACUUUCAAACAAGAAACUACGAAAUGGGUCAUGCAGUUUGGGAUGAGAUGACCCAGAAGGGGUGCUGCCCAGACGAUAAUUCCUAUACGGUGUUCAUUAGAGGGCUCAUAAGUCAGGGAAGAUCGGGAGACGCUUGUAAAUAUUUGGAGGAAAUGAUAGAGAAAGGAAUGAAAGCACCUCAGCUUGAUUACAACAGGUUUGCAGCUGAUUUCUCAAGAGCUGGGAAACCAGACAUACUCGAGGACUUGGCUCGGAAGAUGAAGUUUGCUGGUAAGUUUGAAGAAUCCAAUGUCUUUGCCAGGUGGGCUGACAUGAUGAAGCAAAGGGUUAAGAGAAGAGAUCCUAUUAAAGCUAGUGAGCAGUACACUUGAGUUACUUGCUCAGGGCCAAUGAUUCUGCAAUCGUCUUGACUAAAAUCCACACUUGACUGCCCAACUUUUGGUAUGAUCUGUAGUUUAUUUUUUGGGACUGGGCUUACUGGAGCAGUGUUGUAUAUUUUUGUUAGUUGUUACAUUUUUGUAUUUGUAAGUGUUUUUAUGUUCAAUUUUUUUAAUGACAUCCUCUUGGUUAAUUUGGAUUUCCUAUUACUAAUACUAUCUUCAAAACCUUA